CGGAUGUAGACGGCGAUACCUUCGCAAAUUAAACACGAAAGGGACCUGUCGGAAUUGAGAAUAAAUUCUGCUAUUGAAAACGGCUUUUAAGGAGCUGGAUCGGGAUGUCGGGGAAAGUCAGACACAGAACGUCGGCGAAUGCGGCGGACUCCGCGACUCAAUCGGUGAACGAAAAGAUCUUAAAAGAAUGUCAUUCUCUCUACAUCGAUCCCGAAAACGGCCUGGUGAAGAUCGCAGAGAGUCUUGGCAUCAGUCUGCUGGCCCCGAGGAAGAAGAUCACUGUGCUGAUGAUAGGGAACCACUCCGCAGGCAAAAGUUCCUUCAUUAAUUGGUAUGUUGAGGAGCAUGUCCAGAGAACAGGUGUUGCCAUAGAGACACAAGGUUUCACAUUCGUCACAAGUGGCCGCAAGCGAGAAUCAUUGACGGGAAAUGCCACGUUACACUUGUAUCCUCAUUUUGAACCGCUACGACAGAUUGAAGGUGUCACUGAUUACUUGACAACGGAGAUUUCUACAUCCAAGCAGAAGAGGUUUAGUCUGGUAACAUUCGUAGACACGCCUGGCUUGGUGGAUGGAGAUAUGAAGUAUCCUUUUGAUGUGAACCAGUCCAUUCUAUGGCUAGGAGAUUUGGCAGAUCUGAUCUUUGUCUUCUUUGAUCCUAUUGGGCAAGCUUUAUGCAAGCGAACUUUGAACUUGGUGGAAGAAUUAAGUCACAAACAUGCUGACAGAAUGAGGUUUUACCUUAGUAAGGCAGACGAGGCAGGACAUGAGAGUGACAGACAGAGAGUGAUGAUGCAGAUUGUCCAAGAACUGUGUAAGCGACCUGGAUUAAACAGAACAGGAUUUGACAUGCCAACAAUCUAUGUACCGAACAUGAACUCAAAGGGGAGUCGCUGUGCUAACCAGAUAGAGGAGGUGUGCAAAGACAUAGAGAAGACCAUUAAUCAGACAAUUCAGAAUACCCUCAACAGUCUGGAGCGCGACUGUCAUCAAAUCGCCGACAUGGUCACCACUAAACUUCAGGAGGACAGCGUCAAAGCAUCGGACAACUUAAGAGCACGGUUCCGGGGAGCUGCGUGUGGUUUCUGCGGACUAAUCUUACCCAUGUUGCUGUUGACCACCUUCCUGUUUAGUACCAGACGAGACUUUGUCAAGAAGAUGCUCGGCAGUAAUCUCUACGUUACCAUUUAUGGAUACUUGGGUAUACUGGUGUCAGUGUGGGAAGGUAUACCUAAGGAGUACACGUCCUACGUCCUGUUUGGUAUCCUAGGUGUCGCCCUCUUAAUGCUGCUCAUUGCUAAAUUUGCCUCCCGCACGAAAACUACAUUAUCUCGGAAACAGAAAAGAUCUCUCGGGGAAAUAAAGGAUCAUGUCCUCACUACAGUCAAGGCAAAGAAACAAAACCUAUAUUCUGAAUACCUUAAGCAAAGUGUGGCAGACCACGACCUUUGAUGACCCAAAAAUUACCUUUCACCUUCAUAAUUAUCAUCCGUCAUGACUCUUCCAUCCUGAUCCAGUCCCAAUGAUGCACGGACAAUUUUGGAGGAAGACACAUCAUUCACUUUCAUUGGGACCAAAUUCUCAUAUUUCAUCUAAAAGAAAAUCUAAAUAUUUAUUUUGCUUAAGUUAGGAUAAUUAAACAAUUAACUGUUUGAUAUAUUUUGAGAUGCAAAGUGCUAGAGUUCAUCAACAUUUUUUUACCUCAAACCAAUUUUCUUUUUGUGUGUUAAAUUAUUUUGCUAGUCAUGUGUGAUGUUGUGCCAUCUGUAAAAUUGUGAAAUUGACAACACAAAUAAUAGUAAGGAAAAAAUCAACUGGUGCCAUCUGUGAAAUUGACAACACAAAUAAUAGUAAGGAAAAAAUCAACUGGUGCCAUCUGUGAAAUUGACAACACAAAUAAUAGUAAGGAAAAAAUCAAGUGGUAUUUUAGAUUCUGCUGAGGUUAUAUUAUGAUGGUUUUAGAUAAAAGACGUUUUUCAAAUCUUGUUGUCCUCCCAAAAAAAUCAUGAGAAUCCAGUCAUAGCAAGAUAAUACUAAUAAAUAAAAUAAAAGCUGGAAAACAUUGAAUUUUGAAUAAAUAUCUUAACACAAAAUGUACAGAAUGAUAUUUAUAUUUUUGUGUUGAUUUGAAAAUAAAACACAAUAAUUGUAAUAUUUUGGGGUGAACUAUGAAAGACAAACUUAAAGAUAAGUAUUUUAUUUUCUUUUUUUGUUUUUUGUUUUUUUUGUGAUUUGAAAAUUAAAAAAAUAAAUUGUAUUAACUAUGCUGUAAACCAUGAAUGGCACACUUAUAAUUGAAUCUCAUGUAGAAGUUGAUGCAUGCAUUCAAAUCUAGAGAUUUUAGCUUUAAUCAUCAUCAGAUAUUUUGGUGGUAGUAUUGUAGAGUAGGAGGUGUGGGAUAUUUACAUAUUGAACCCAAAUAUUCUGUUCAUCACAAGGAUCAGUGACUUUUUUACGCAGAAUGAAAAAUGAAGAUUAAUAACUUUUAUCAAAUGGUUUCAUGUCUAAUAGAGCAAUUUCCAGAUUCUUUGUUUUUCUGACAGGCAAAAAUUCAUCUGAAUCAAACAACGCAUAGUAGCAUCUUGAUAUUUGAUGAUAAAAAUGUUCUGAAUGCAAAAAAAAAAAUCGAAGAAUGUUAGGAUUUGGUGGAGAAAUCCAGUUUGCUAGGGUUAAGUUUUAUGCUAUUAUGGCUACACAACUUUUUUUCAUCCCAUAAAUACAUUUUUGUGUGAGAACUGAAUAUUGGUAGAUAAUGGUGUACUAUGCUGAAGAAUGUAUUAAAAUAUUUGGAGCAUGUGCAAUAUUGUAAAAAUCAUCUUUCACAUUUCAUAUUCAUUCAUAUAAAUCAUAAGUAUUCAUUAAAAGUUCGUUGAUAUUUUCAAACUUUUAUUUGUUGGUUCCUGUUGAUAUCUUGUUUGAAAUUAUUUGCCUUUAAUCUAUACAACGUUGCAUCCAAAUAUAUAUUUUUUUAAUCUAUACAGAACUAUUUUGAGAAAAUGUAGGAUACAAUAUGUCUCAAAAGUGAAGAUUGUUGGAGAGAACUCAUGCUUUAUUACAGACUUCGUUGUGAAAAAAUUGAAUAUGCAGUAUAAGGUUCAAAAAUUCAAAAGAUCCUGACUACCUAGUAAUAAAGAGAAACAAUGCAUAAAAAUUAGUUGUUAAAACAAUUAGCUUUCCUAAGUGGAUACUUGCGACAAAUUGAUUUAGUUUUGCGACAAAUUAAUUUAGUUUUUGUUUAAAAAAAAGCCUUAUGAGCGGACUCGUGAUUUGCUUAUAGUAUUGAAAUUUAUUGAGAAUGUAUACAAUCAGAUAUGACAUGGAGACUUAAGGAUAUAUAUUACCUUAAUACUGUGACAUGGAGACUUAAGGAUAUAUGCUACCAUUUUUGUGACAAUGACUUAAGGAUAUAUGCUACCUUACAUUAAUUUGUCCAGAAGAGUUUGAUAUCAACAAUCAAUAGAUGUUUUCAUUUGUUUAUUGUAAAUCCAUAACUAACACAAGAAUGCAGACAUUUAUAUCAAGGCUGUUAUCCGGACCAAUACUACAGUGAAUCCUGAUUUUAAUGAUAUCCUGUAAAUAUUUUAACAUCCAUAUCCACCAGAGCAAUUACCUGCCUCACUGAUACUGCUGACACUGACUUUAAGUGACGCGCUCAUAUUCAACACAUUUACGUGGUUCCAUGUCAUACAGUGUCAAUACUUAUUUUGAUGCAGUCAAGAUUAAGCUGAUUACCAAAGGUAUUUUGAUGCAAGUUUAAGCUCAUUACUAGAAUUUAACGAAGUAGUGUAACAAAGAAUUGGCAUACCAAGGAUACUUUCCAUAGAAAACAAUAAAGAAACUAAAAUUAACUGUCAUAAUUUAGGUUCAGGUUUUAUGUACCAUAAUUGCUGAAAUGGAUGACUGCUUAAAUAUGUAUGAAUUAAUGCUAAGAUAUGUAUGAACUAAUGCUUAAACAUGUAUGAGUUAAGACUAAAAUAUGUAUGAAUUACAGUUAUUCGUUUUAGGCGGUGAAAGGUCAUUUUAUGUUGGGUAGCAUUAUCCUUGAGUCACAAAUUUUAUUCAAUUUAUGCAUGACAAAUGAGUGAGAUGUAUAUGAGGAUUAUGUUUAAUCUUACAAGAAGAUAUAUAUUUUAUUAAUACAUUUUACUACAAGGCAGCUUCUGAGAAUACCAUAAUCGUGUUCAUGGAUGAUAUUAAUUUGAUAUGUCGCCAAUAGUAUUUGUGCAAAAGUUAUAAUUUUGAACAUACUAGAAAUGGCCUAUGCAUGUCUUCUAAUGCGUGAUAUUGAAAUGAAAUUAGGAGAGAGAAAAAGAUUUAAGUAAUCAGACCAUUACCUGUAUGUGACAAUCAAGUUGAAUUUUAAUUGAUCAAUGAGUUGUGGCAUACUAUAAUUUAAAUAUCUAUUGUUAUCGGCCUUAACAUGUAAAGGGAGAUAAUUCACUUUUUUGUUUCAUUGUAAAAAAUGUAUCCAUCAGCCCUGUCGUGGAUUCUAUCUUUCUGAACUUUUUGAUUUAAAUGAAUCAAGCAGGAUUGUACAUUUUGAGUAAAAUCAGGGCGAGAAAAACCCAGGUGCGAUGGCCAGGGGGGGCCAGUAGGUUUGGUCUGUGGGUAAGUAAAUAUUACUGACUACUUAACCGAUUGGCAAGUGCAAAAUUUCACAAUUUUUUUUAUCUUUCCCCUAGAGUAAUUGAAAAUACUACUAAUUCAGUUUAAUUGGACCACUAUGUUUCACCUUUGGGCAAGUACUUUUGAAUUCUAACUUACCUGAAGGACCAGUGAUGCUGAGAUUUUUCUUCCUGCCCUGAAAAUACUUCAUAUUCUGAAAAAGUUUUUUGAAAUUGGAUAAUAAAAAAGAAUAUAGUAGCUUCAUUCCAGAGAUGGCAACUGAUAAAUACAUAAUGAAACAAAAACAAAAUUGGGGGAAACGGACAAAUAGGGUAUUCCAUGACCAGUAGAUCUAAGUGUUGAGAGGUUCCUCACAGGAGCCUUGAUCAUAAUAUGGUCAACAGGAAGCGUGUUUGGCGGUACUUUAGUUUGUACGGGAAGUGUGUAUGAAAGUAGUUUGUGUAGUCAAAUGUACAGUGUUCACUCUAAAGGCAGCUUGAUAUAAACCAGCAUCGAAAUUAAAUGAAAUGCAACUGAA
Messenger RNA from Pecten maximus, 5142 nucleotides. RefSeq lists its product as uncharacterized. The record is from RefSeq and is a predicted model, not a curated record. The coding region runs from base 105 to 1451 and encodes 448 amino acids. The transcript has 12 exons. Gene Ontology annotation, molecular function: GTPase activity. NCBI's taxonomy places the organism in Eukaryota, Metazoa, Mollusca, Bivalvia, Pectinida, Pectinidae.